Molecule: messenger RNA, 1419 nt
Organism: Symbiodinium natans
Lineage: Eukaryota; Dinophyceae; Suessiales; Symbiodiniaceae
Source: the annotation of a GenBank genome assembly
AUGUCCUGGAACUGGCAAAAGAGUGGAACUGCUUUCGAUGAAGCAGCCGAUGAGUUCAUCAAGCGCUGCAAGCUUGACGAUGCUUCGAUCACUCUCUUGUCUGGAAUUCCUGAGGAUGUGAAGGAGAAGAUCAUAUCCAGUUCGACUCGGGACUGGGAAUCGGGUUUGUCCUACACGCGUUUCUUUAGAGUAGUGCUGGAUGCUUGGGCGUCACAGCUCUCACUUCAUCGGCAUCGCGCAGUGAUGAAACUGAUUCAAAACACACCGGAAGAGGUCAUGCGCAUUGUCAUGAUGAAGUUUGACCCGACACGCACUAAAGACAAGAACUUGGCUGCGCGACUCACUGCCUUCCUCCAGUCUGUUCUGCGCACCGGCCAGCAUGAGAAAGGAGAACCAUAUCGCGGUAUGGUGACCAACUGCUCCAUACCUGAAAAGGAUGUUGGAAGAAUAUUAGGCGAAUGUGGGGCCACGAUGAAGAGGGUUGUGGAGUGCAUUUGCGAGUGUCUCAACCAUGACGAACGCAAGCAUGGACAUCGCCCUCUUGUCCAAAUGGCCUACAGCAACGGGUGCAGUCGGUUCGAACUUGUCUUGUAUCCACCUUUCAAUAACGAAUCGUCCUUCGAGGAUGCCUCCAUUGCAGUGCGCGAGAUGGUGCAGCAUAUACUGAAAAAUCCAUCUGAUUUCGCCGGAUCUGCAAACUGCAAGAUGCCGCCACGUCUACAACUAGAUGAUUGGAUGUGUCCCAACAAGAAAUGCAGAAACGUUUGUUUUGCCAGGCGUGCUACUUGCCUUCGCUGUGGGGAACCCAAACCGGCAGAAUGGACUCCGGCCCACCUUGCCCGAGAUGGGAAGCAGAAGAGGAUCCGAGUUGUGCCAAUGAGAGAGCUUGUGAAGGAAAUGGAGUUGGAAAGCGGUUGCUGCAGAGUCUUGUGGCUUUUUCCCGCAGAUCAGCGGGAGGCCUUGCUUGGCCCACGCGGCCAUAGAGUUCAGAAGAUCAAGGCAGAUGCCGGCUUGCAAGCCCUAAUUCUUACGAGAGAACUGGAGACCGAAACAUAUUUUGGUGAAGUUUAUGCUCAAGCCCACUUAGCAGGAAGGCCUGAGAGCACCAGAAAAGCAGUGGCGAUAAUCAACUCUCUGGUCGGUGGCCGGCUAGCGGAGGAUGGAUUUGAAGAGCUGCUGCGUGCAUCUGAAGCAGCCCUGGAGAAACGCGGAUUGUUGACAUUUGAGUCACUGACGGAGCUACCGGAGAUACGAGAAGCAAUGGCCCGCACAAGGAUCUUGCGCCAAGGAGUCGGCUUGCGGACCCUCCUCGAGAUCUUGUGCCAAUGGCCAGAGUAUUUCGUUAUACAGCGAACAGGUCCACAGGGUGCAACGAUUGCCAGCCCACACCGAACCGAUGGCAAUGCCAAUGCCGCGUAA